UCAUGUUCAUGUUUGUUCAUGUUCAUGUUGUUGUUUUUGUUUUGUUUAUAGUUUAUGGUUUGGUCACGUUUGGUUAUAGACACAGUACAAAGCAGGAGUUUCUACUUCUACUUAUAUAUCUUAUCUAUGGCAGGAGUUGUUAUAGAUAGAUAGGUUAAAUGGUGAAAGAUGAAAGUUUGUUUAUCAAUUUUUCUCAGUGGACUCCCUUAGUUAAUUAAUACUACAGUUAUUUAAUAUGGAAUGCAAUGAAAAUAUUAACGAUUCUAGAAAUCAAGAAAUGUUUCCGUGUAUCAAAGAUGAAGGAGAUUCCCUGCAGACAUAUAACAAUAUAGAAGUUAAAUCUGAACUAGAUGAAAGCAGUUAUGGACAGGAAUCUGUAUUAGAUGGGUAUUGUUUAGAUUCAGAGGGUAUUAAAAUCGAAAACCAUGUAUUAGAAGAUGUCUCUAAUGAAAUUAAAGUUGAAAUAAAAAAAGAACUGGAGGAGUGUUGUAGCAUUGGUGCUCUACAGGAUAUUACAAUGGAAGUUGCAAUUACCAAACCGUCCAAUUCUCAAAAAGUAGAUUUGAGAACAUAUUAUACUGGUGAUAGACCAUAUGAAUGUGAAAUUUGUAGUAAGCGGUUUUCCCGCAAAAGUACUUUAAUUUAUCACAUGAGAGUUCACACUGGUGAAAAACCAUAUGAAUGUGAAAUUUGUAGUAAACAGUUUUCUUUUAAAAGUACUUUACCACAUCAUAUGAGAAUUCAUACUGGUGAAAGACCUUAUGAAUGUGAAAUUUGUAGUAAGCAGUUUACUAAAUUUAGUAAUUUAAGUAGGCAUAAAAUAGCUCACACUAGUGAAAAACCUUAUAAAUGUGAAAUUUGUAGUAAGCGUUUUACUAGAAUAAGUCAUUUUAAUUCACAUAAAAUGGUUCACACUAGUGAAAAAUCUUAUAAAUGUGAAAUUUGUAAUAAUCUGUUUACUACAAAAAGUAGUUUAAAGGUGCAUAUGAGAAUUCACACUGGUGAAAUACCUUAUAAAUGUGAAAUUUGUGGUAAGCAGUUUAGGCAACUAAAUGCUUUAAAUUAUCACAUGAAAGUACACACUGGUGAAAAACCAUAUAAAUGUGAAAUUUGUAGUAAGCAGUUUACUAUAAAAGGUACUUUAAAUAGGCAUAAAAGAAUUCACACUAGUGAAAAACCUUAUAAAUGUGAAAUAUGUAGUAAGCAGUUUUCCCAAAAAAAUACUUUAAUUUAUCACAUGAGAGUUCACACUAGUGAAAAACAUUAUAAAUGUGAAAUUUGUAAUAAUCUGUUAACUACAAAAAGUAAUUUAAAGGUGCAUAUGAGAAUUCACACUGGUGAAAUACCUUAUGAAUGUGAAAUUUGUAGUAAGCAGUUUACUCAAUUUAGUAAUUUAAGUAGGCAUAAAAUAGUUCACACUAGUGAAAAACAUUAUAAAUGUGAAAUUUGUAAUAAUCUGUUUACUACAAAAAGUAAUUUAAAGGUGCAUAUGAGAAUUCACACUGGUGAAAUACCUUAUAAAUGUGAAAUUUGUAGUAAGCAGUUUAGGCAACUAAAUGCUCUAAAUUAUCACAUGAAAGUUCAUAGUGGUGAAAAGCCUUAUAAAUGUGAAAUUUGUAGUAAGCAGUUUAGGCAACUAAAUGCUCUAAAUUAUCACAUGAAAGUUCAUAGUGGUGAAAAGCCUUAUAAAUGUGAAAUUUGUAGUAAGCAGUUUACUAUGAAAGGUACUUUAAAUACGCAUAAAAGAAUUCACACUAGUGAAAAACCUUAUAAAUGUGAAAUAUGUAGUAAGCAGUUUUCCCACAAAAGUACUUUAAUUUAUCACAUGAGAGUUCACCCUGGUGAAAAACCAUAUAAAUGUGCAAAUUGUAGUAAACAGUUUUCUUCUAAAAGUACUUUACCACAUCAUAUGAGAAUUCAUACUGGUGAAAUACCUUAUGAAUGUGAAAUUUGUAGUAAGCAGUUUACUCAGUUUAGUAAUUUAAGUACGCAUAAAAUAGUUCACACUAGUGAAAAACCCUAUAAAUAAAUGUGAAAUUUGUAAUAAUCUGUUUACUACAAAAAGUAAUUUAAAGGUGCAUAUGAGAAUUCACACUGGUGAAAUACCUUAUAAAUGUGAAAUAUGUAGUAAGCCGUUUAGGCAACUAAAUGUUCUAAAUUAUCACAUUAAAGUUCGUAGUGGUGAAAAAUCCUUAUAAAUGUGAAAUUUGUAGUAAGCUGUUUACUUCAAAACAUGGUUUAAAGAUACACAUGACAAUUCACACUGGUGAACGACCUUAUAAAUGUGAAAUCUGUAAUAAGCAGUUUAGUCAACUAAAUAGUUUAAAUUAUCAUAUUAGAGAUCAUACUGGUGAAAAACCUUAAAAAUCUGAAAUUUGUAGCAAGCACCUGUUCUCAAGUAAAUAGUUUAAAUUGUCAUAUGAGAGUUCAUAGUGGUGAAAAACCUUAUAAAUGUGAAAUUUUUAAUAAUCUGUUUACUACAAAAAGUAAUAUAAAGCAGCAUAUGAGUCUUCACAGUGUGGAAAAACCUUAUAAAUGUGAAAUCUGUAGUAAGCAGUUUACUCAAAUUAGUAAUUUAAAUACUGAUAUCAAAUGUCUUAGCGACUUAUUAAAAAAAAAUAGGUCUGGCUAAUUGGUUUAUGCCAAAUCCAUUUACAAAUAAAAAAAAUGUCUUAGUGGUGAAAAAUCUUAUGAAUGUGAAAUUUGUAGUAAGCAGUUUACUAUAAAAGGUAAUUUAAGUACUCAUAAAAUGAUUCACACUAAUGAAAAACCUUAUAUGUAAAUGUGAAAUAUGCUUUAAAACAGGGCUUCCCAAACUUAUUCGUACUGUGAUGCUCUUGAGACUUUGCUAUUUUUUUGCGACGCCCCUCAAGAAGAACCUCAAUAAAAACUUACCAAUUUUAGUAAGUACAUACUAGCCUAGUAAAAGGUUAUAGUUACAUAAUAUAACAAAAAAACUAUUUGAACAUUUAUAUUUUUAUUAGAAAUUAAGAACGAAAUCAAAACAUAGGCACAAAAAUAAAAAGGGAUAUUUUUUUAUGUAACUGGUUAAUGUGAGGGAUGUGCUUGCUUUUUUGAGCACAGCUUAUGAAACCGGGGCUCCAAUUUGGAAAUUGCCACUCUCAUUUCUUUUUUGUUUAUGUUUGACCUGUACUUGUUUUUAAUUACUGUCACUGCAGAAAAGUCCGUUUCGCACAAGUACAAAGUCUCAGAUGGUAAUAAACUCUUUACUGUUGCAGUGCUGAUGGCAUGAUAUUCAUGAGAAACUGAGCUCCAAAAUUCAAACAGUUUGUCCUUGUUGUAUUGAAGCUUUAGGCUGGAUUCACAGGACAAUUCUGUCAGUUGUUCUUCCUCUGUUGAAAGUGUCGAUGAUGUGGAUAACUGGAAAGGGUUUCUGACCCUAAAAUAUUACUCCAGAUCUUCGGGAAAAUAUUUCUCAGUGUUCGCUCAAUGAUAUGUGUUGUGUAAACAUAUUUUUUAAAGAGGGAUCGAGGAUUUCUAUCGAUUUUUCUUGUAGAAUACCUUGUAAAGAAGGGAAACAGUCAAUUUCUUGAUCUUCUAAUUUUCUCUUCCAUAAGAGCAACUCCUUCUGAAACCCAGUAAUUUUAUCCGCCAAUUGCAGGAUAAGAGUAUUGUAAUAAAUACAUUUUCUGUAUUAAAAGUCCGCUCUGACACGCGACGCCCCUGAUGGGACAACUCGGUGACGCACAGUUUGGGAAGCCCUGUUGUAAAAGGUUUUCUCAAAAAAGUGAUUUAAAUAAACAUAUGGCAGUUCACACUGGUGAAAAAAAAUUAAUUUUUCGUGGGAAAAAUGUAUGUUUUCAACCGAUUUUUCAUAAAUAACUCAAAAACUAAACUAAGUUUUUCCAAAAAAGUUAUAAUUACCAAAAUUGAAGCUAAUAAAAAAUGAAAUAAACUCCUUGCUGGAAAAACCUUUUAAUGUUAACUAAAAGUGAGUUAUAGGUAUUUGAAGGUAUAUUUUUUUCGGCGAGUACCCAAAUCUACGUAUUCAAGCUAAAAUUACGGGAAAAUGAUACAUUUUAUAACAUAAACUUAUUAAACAUUUGUGAAAGUACUUAGAAAUAUCUAUCAAAUGAGAUUCCGAACAAGUUGAUAGCAUUAAAAUUUAUGCUCCAACAAUUUUUCAAACUUUAUCUUUUAAAAACUUUUCCAAAAACUGUUAUCGUUUUUUUUUAAUACCUCCGUUAAUUUUUGCGAUAUCAGAUUCACCUAAACACGAUUUGAAAGAUAAUUCCAAAAGCUAUUAAAACACGUUAAACUUAAUUUUUUAAACUUCUUACUUUUUUAAAAAUAAAAGGUUAAAUGGCCACGGUUACAUACUUAUCGCAGCACAAUUUAAGCUUUAAACGUUGCUAUCUCGGUUAUUUUUCAUUCUACACAAAUAGUAAAAGAGGUAAAAUAUUUGAUAUAGAAAAAACUAAAAUUUGCAUAUACAUAUACCAUUUUUAACGUAUUUGGAGUUAUUAUCAAAAGAAAAUGAUUUAAAAAUUAUGAUUUUUUUUAAAUUGUAUCUUUUUUUCAAAAAUGUGCAUUCUAAAAAGGUAAAAAGUGUUGAAAUCAUUACGCUAAUACAACGAAAUUAUUGUAAGGAUUUCUAUAAAUUUUAAUUUUUGUGGAAAUGGCGUAUGUUUUAUUUUUCACUUUUUUCUAAAAAAUUCUAACCUAACGGGGUCUCUUAUUUUCAUCAACUUCCUUAAUUUUGAUGGUAUUAACUUCUUCUGGAGCUCAUUUGAUAGGUACUCUGAAAUACUUUGACAAGUUUUAGCAGGUAUAUUUUAUAAAGUGCAUCGUUUUUUCGUUAUUUAAGCUUGAAUACUUAGAUUUGAGUACUCGUCGAAAAAAAUAUACAUUCAAUUACAUAUAACUCAAUUUGAAUUAACAUUAGCUUAGUUCUUUAAGUGAAGAGUGUAUUCAAUUUUUUUAUUAUCUUCAAUUUUGCUAAUAAUAACAUUUUUGUAAAAGCUUAUAGUUUUUGAGUUAUACGUGAA
Molecule: messenger RNA, 5009 nt
Organism: Diabrotica virgifera virgifera (western corn rootworm)
Lineage: Eukaryota; Metazoa; Arthropoda; Insecta; Coleoptera; Chrysomelidae
Product: zinc finger protein 728-like
Exons: 2
Coding region: 236-2029 (597 amino acids)
Biological process (GO): regulation of immune system process; regulation of cytokine production; negative regulation of transcription by RNA polymerase II
Cellular component (GO): nucleus
Molecular function (GO): RNA polymerase II cis-regulatory region sequence-specific DNA binding; DNA-binding transcription factor activity, RNA polymerase II-specific
Source: RefSeq, a predicted model, not a curated record